AUGGGCCGGGCUGUAUCGUCUGUGCGUUUCAGGGUGGCGAUCUCAGCUCAGGAGUCUAUGGCACAAGGGCCGACAGACAGCGCAACACUCGUCUCUGUGGAUCUGUGUCUGUUAUGUUCAAAUGCAGGAGAAAAAGAAACAGAGAAGUUUGCCUGCCCCUUUCUGGCCCCUGCUCACUCUCUGUGGACCACUGACGUGAGAGGCUCGGUCAAGCUGAGGGUAGACGAGGGAUGUCAAGAAGAACCCGUCACAAUUCAUCAAAUGUUCAAAGCCUCAGUUGAAAAGUACGGAAACCUGCACGCACUCGCCAGCAAGAAGAACGACAGAUGGGAAAAGUUAACAUUCUCAGAGUACUACCAGUUCUGCAGGAGAGCGGCAAAGAGCUUUAUGAAGCUUGGUUUAGAGCGAUUCCAUGGAGUGGCCAUACUGGGAUUCAAUUCUGCAGAAUGGUUCUUCUCAGCAGUCGGUGCCAUCCUGGCAGGAGGAGUAAUGACAGGAAUCUACUCCACAAACUCACCAGAGGCCUGUGAGUAUGUGGCCAGUGACUCCAAAGCAAACAUCAUUGUGGUAGAAAACCAGCAGCAACUGGAAAAGAUAUUACAGGUACGGGACAGAUUACCUCAUCUGAAAGCCAUCGUCCAGUACAGCGGACAACUCCAGCAGAGGAUGUCGAAUCUCUACAAUUGGGACGAGUUCCUGGACCUGGGUCUGGAUGUCUCUGACGAACAGUUGGAUGACAUCAUCAGCAGUCAGAAAGCCAACCAGUGCUGCAUCCUCAUCUACACGUCCGGCACCACGGGCAAGCCAAAGGGGGUCAUGCUCAGCCACGACAACGUAACCGCACCGGACGCUGUCCCGCGUUUGUCUGUGGUCAACAUCCAGAUCACCUGGACCGCCAGUUAUGCCAGCCGAGUGGGAGACCUGCAGCCAGCCAACAUGAAGCAGGAGUCGGCUGUGAGUUACCUGCCCCUCAGCCACAUCGCAGCUCAGAUCUACGACCUGUGGACGGGCAUCCAUUGGGGGGGGCUGGUGUACUUUGCACAGCCGGACGCCUUAAAGGGAAGUCUGAUAACCACUCUGCGAGAGGCUUGUCCAACAUCCCACAUGGGUGUACCAAGGGUAUGGGAGAAAAUGAUGGAGAAGAUAAAGCAGGGCAUUAGUCAGUGUGGAUAUGUGAAAAAGAAACUCAUAACGUGGGCAAUGUCAGUCAGCCUGGAGGCCAAUCAGAGAUGCCUGCUAAAGGACGACGAGAAACCAUUCCUCCUGUCUCUGGCUGACAGUCUGGUGCUGCAGAGGCUUCGGGCCGAGCUGGGCCUGGGCUGCUGUCAGAAGUUCUUCUCUGGAGCGGCACCAAUAGGAAGUGAAACUGUGCAGUUCUUCCUUGGCUUAAACAUCCGCCUGUACGAGGCCUAUGGGUUGAGCGAGAGCGCGGGCCCUCACUUCAUGUCAGGCCCCAGUACUUACAAACUACCCAGCUGUGGUAAGGUGGUGCCUGGCUGUCGAUGCAAACUGGCCAACACAGACGCUGAGGGGAUAGGGGAAAUCUGCUUUUGGGGACGCAACAUUUUCAUGGGGUUUCUCAACAUGGAGGACAAAACAAGAGAAGCUCUGGAUGACGAGGGAUGGCUGCAUUCUGGCGACUUGGGGAGAAUCGACGAGGAGGGCUUCUUGUACAUCACAGGACGGAUGAAAGAGUUGAUCAUCACUGCUGGAGGGGAGAAUGUUGCUCCUGUUCCCAUAGAGGAAGCAGUGAAAAGGGAGCUGCCAAUCAUCAGUAAUGCCAUUCUGAUAGGAGACAAGAGGAAGUUCUUGUCUAUGCUCUUAACUUUAAAGUGCUGUGGCGAUGCAGAAACCAUGGAGCCAACCGAGGAGCUGAGCUUGGAGGCAGUGGAGUUCUGCAGACAGUUAGGCAGCCAAGCCUCUAAAGUCUCUGACAUAAUUGAGGGAAGAGACAAAGAAGUGCACCAAGCAGUGCAAGAAGGGAUCAACAGAGUGAACUCUGCAGCCAUCUCUAAUGCCCAGCGCAUUCAGAAGUGGACGAUUUUAAGGAAGGAUUUUUCAGUUUCAGGAGGGGAACUGGGUCCAACAAUGAAGCUUCGUCGCCCCGUUGUUAUGGAGAUGUACCACAACGUCAUAGAGAGCCUUUACAAAGAGGCGUCAUGUCCUUAA
This is a messenger RNA of Menidia menidia (Atlantic silverside), 2169 nucleotides long. Lineage: Eukaryota; Metazoa; Chordata; Actinopteri; Atheriniformes; Atherinopsidae. The record is from the annotation of a GenBank genome assembly.